AUGGACCAAAAUGACAAAUCGGAUCUUCUAUACCAGCGAAUGGGCGAGGCCCCUUCGUCUAAGCUUUUCAGCCAGGAGGAGCUCCAGCAGUUGAUGAAUGAGCAAGACUUGGUGAAGAUUUUGGGCAUGACCCAGAGUCUCAUAAACCGCAAGAUGAUGAAAUUGGUGAAAGUUGGCGAGGAGUUGCGGUUUCAGGUGAUCCAGGCGUCCGAAACAAGGAAACUCACCUCCAUGAAUGACGACGAGCAGUUGAUCUACUCCUACAUCGAAGCUUCAGGAAGAGAAGGAAUAUGGACCAAGACGUUGAAAGCCAAGACAAACAUGCAUCAGCACGUGGUGAUGCGGUGCUUGAAGCAGUUGGAGGGCCAGCGAUACAUCAAACUGAUCAAGUCUGUCAAACACCCGACCCGGAAAAUCUACAUGCUCUACAAUCUCCAGCCUUCCAUCGAUGUCACGGGAGGCCCUUGGUUUACCGAUAGUGAGCUCGAUACAGAAUUCAUAGACUCGCUCUUGACUGUUGUUUGGCGUUUUAUUGCGCUGAAGACUUUUCCGGCAGCAUUUCAAGACCCUACACCCAACACCAAUAUCUUGCAGAGUGUAUAUCCUGCAACACAUACAGGCUUCGCCACGUUGGAGUCCAUCAUGGAGUUUCUAACCGAGCACAAAAUUACAAACAUCGACUUGGCCAUCAACGACAUCCGAUCGUUGUGCGAGGUGUUGAUAUUCGAGGACAAAGUGGAGUUGGUUAAAGACACCACUGACGUAUACAAGGUAUCGUGGCAGAGUGUCUUGGACGCAGGUUAUGGCCGGCAAUAUAACGAGCUGCACUUGUUGAACGACUUGCAAAAAAAUUUCAUUGACACAAUGAAAAAUCACCAGCAGUUUAGCGUCUUUGACCAUUACGCAGUGAUUAAUGACGAGGUUGACGAAGAGGAUACAGUAUACUUGGAUGCAUGGGCAAGAGAGUGA
Messenger RNA from Clavispora lusitaniae ATCC 42720, 969 nucleotides. It is a transcript of the gene RPC34, whose product is annotated as DNA-directed RNA polymerase III subunit. Gene Ontology annotation, biological process: transcription by RNA polymerase III. NCBI's taxonomy places the organism in Eukaryota, Fungi, Ascomycota, Pichiomycetes, Serinales, Metschnikowiaceae. Gene Ontology annotation, cellular component: RNA polymerase III complex. The record is from RefSeq and is a predicted model, not a curated record.